Molecule: messenger RNA, 25204 nt
Organism: Paramuricea clavata
Lineage: Eukaryota; Metazoa; Cnidaria; Anthozoa; Malacalcyonacea; Plexauridae
Source: the annotation of a GenBank genome assembly
AUGUCGAUCCGGCAAAGUUGUCUACAUCGUCUCGUCAAUUUAAUGUUUGUUCUUUUGACGGUAAGUGUUCAGUAUUUAUUUUUUCUCAAAAUGUUAUCUCAAAUUAAAUGCCAAAAAUGUUUUGUAUUUUGUAAAAUAUUUCCAUAUUGUGUAGAAUUGGUGUGUAUAAUAAUACGAUAAUAAUUUUCAAAAUAAUGUUAAAUUUUUGAACGAGUAAAUUUAUAUUAAUAUAGCCAUAAAAAACUUUAUCAUUGCCAUACUAGAAAAGUUAAACAUCGAUCUAAUUUAUACAGCUAAGAAUUUUUUAUUUAGUUUCGAAAUAAAAGGUCGAAAUGAUAUUUUAACAAGACGCCCUAUUGAGCGUUUAGUUGCUGGGUUUUUUAAAAUACAGUGCGAUUCCACGAUAUGCGCAGAUUUGACGAUAGGUGCUUGUAAGUCUAAAAUGUAAAGUGCGCCUAAAUUGAUAGGCAAAUAAUAACUUUAUAACUUCUCAAAUGGCCGUUUUUAUACUAGAGACGCAUUAUGCGUCUGGACGCAUAAUCCGUCUUCUACAUUAUUCGUCUAGUAUAAAGACGGGACGAAUAAUACUAGACGAAUAAUGUAGAAGACGGAUUAUGCGUCCAGACGCAUAAUGCGUCUCUAGUAUAAAAACGGCCAAUGCGACGAACCAUCAACAUUUAUUGUUCGUCUGGUUAUGCGCCCUCAGUAUAAAGACGGGCACAAGACGCAUUAUGCGUCUAGACGAACUAUCAUCGGUUGUGCGUCUCUUAAGACGAAGAAUCGAACAAAGUUUGUCUAGACGCAUAAUGCGUCUUGUGCCCGUCUUUAUACUAAGAACGUAUAACUAAAUGCUUGCCCAAGUUCGUGGGCAAAAUUUAAUGAAUGGCUUUUUAACUAUCCGUGGUAUAACAUAAAAUUGUGAGCCACUCAUGUUGUUUCACACACUCCUAGGUCUUUGCCGACCAGGGGAAAGUGAAAGUUGUUCUGCGUGCCUCAAAGGAAAAGUGCACGCACAAGGGCAAACGUUCUCAUACAACAUUUAAAGCCCCAUUUACACUAUGCCGGAUUACUUUUCAUACCGGAUUCAUUUUUAUUCCGAAGUAAAAAAAACAAGGGUGUUUACACUAUGCCGCUUCGCUCUGUUGCCAGCUCAUGUAUUUCACUGUCGCCAUGGAAACAAGUAACCAAUAUACCAAAAUUUAUUAAAAACAUGAAGUAACACCCGUUUUCUUUGUAAAAUAUAACUUUGUUUAAAAAGCUUGACCACCAGACGUUGCUUCGUUUCGCUCUAAUCCAAAAUUGACGAGUAUUUCUUUAAAUUUUGCUCUUUCGAAAGCGAAAAGUCAAUGUUGUUAUCGUUUUCUUUAUUUGUCUUCGGCAGAAAUAGUGAAUGGUUGUAAGGCGAAAUAAACAACAGCUAUAAAGUGUUGUAAAAGCGAGCAAAUAAAGGCAACAAUGUUAAAACAUACACGCCAAAACCGAUUUUGUACCGAAGUACGCCGGAUUAGACUGCAGUUUACACUGCUCCGGCACAUACCGGAUUACUUUUCAUAUCAUGCACCUCCAAAGCGGAGUGACUUUUGCUCCGCGUCGCGUACCGGAUCACUGUGGCAUAGUGUAAACAGCUUUUAGACAUAAUAUGUACAUGUAAUUUGCAUUUUCUCUUCACUUAUAUAUAGGUAAAACAUCUAAUCGAUAUGGAAGUUGUUGGUUCUAUUAUCCGAGGUAUAUUCUGAUUCUAUAUAGUUUCUUUUUAUUUUUAAUUUUACCGCUGCAUGCGUCAGAUGCAUGUAGCUGUUCAGGAUGAUUUCGCCUACUCGGUGAAAUUUAUUUUCUAAAAUUAAUUUUCUGAAAUAGAAAUAACUAUAAAUUAUUUAUGUAAGUAUAGCCACAUCUUGGUUUUAUUAUUAAUGUAAAAGUGUUAUUCUGCCCAGUUGCACUACAUGUUUUCGCUGAAUUUUUUGCAUAAAUGGCGUUUCAGGAUUUGUAUACGCUGUUUAAAAAGAGAAAGUUGCAGAUUUUCCAAUGGUUCACAAUGUAAACGCAAAAUGUGUCCAGUUUGAGAUUAUCAAUACAAAAUUUAGUUUCAAAGCCGUACAAUGAAAUUAAAGAAAAAAGCCGUCACAUCAAGCAAACUAUAGUAAGUUUGGUAACUAACAACGGCGACGGCAGAACACGAAAUCACUUUUGUAUUCGAUCUAAAACGUACAUUACUAAACAAUCCUGAACUUCCCUGUGAAUUCACCUAAAACAUGCACCCCAAACGUUUUACUCUGUUGGCGUGGUCGUGAGCCGUGAAAAUGAUGUAAAUAACGUGGCAAUGUGAACAACUACGGCCAAACCAAUACAACCCACAAGCCUUCGAUAAGACUUUUGGGUAUCUGUAUGGGAGGCUGCAUGACGUGCAGAGGUGGGUUAAAAAAGGUCGUCAGAAUUAGACUAAGGUUAUGAGGAUAGAUUAGGGUUUGGAACCGGCUUAGAGUUAGAGGUCGGGGUUAUAUUAGGGUUAGGGUUCAAUUUAAGGCACUGUUGCAUGGCACAGAUGAUCAUCCUGGUUGGAUAUCGCCCGUAUUUCUCAUUUUACAAAUCCUGAUUGUUACCCAUCGAGAUCAUGUGACCGGGUGCACCGAAGCAAAUUUAAUGGAUUCUGUUGUAUCGCGAUUCGUGAAUGCAAUGUGUUUGUUCACUAGUGUAUUCCAUCAGUGUAAUUAUGCCUCAAUCGUUCUUCAGGGAAUUGGAUAAAGAGACAAACUACGAGUUAUUUUGUCAGUAGUUCCAAAAGUACCUGGAAAGAUGCAAAGGAAUCUUGUUCCAGUCUUAAUGCUCAUUUACUAGACAUAAGCAACGAUGCUGAUGUACAUUUUCUGAAGGACAACGUGACAUUUAAUGGCCAGAAAUUCUGGAUUGGACUUCGAAAGAAUGAUUCGACAUUAAAUACACAGGUUUAUCAAAACGAGGACGAUGUUUUGAUAACUGACGGCGGAUGUUUAACGGCUAGGCUGAAUAAAAGCUCAUUAUGGGAAUUUAAAACAACUCCAUGCAAUUGGCUGCGGAAAUCUUUUUGCUUGAAGCUCACAGGUAAAGUUUGUAAUUACAAUAGAACCCCGUUAACUCGAACUCCCAAGGACCACUACUUAAUAUUUUUCCUUAAUACGUAGACAUGUCAGGGAAUUGUGACGAAGGAUGGACCAGGUAUGAAGACUCGCACUGCAUACUUCCUGUAUACCACCAAAUAAGUUGGUUUGCUGCGUAUGUCCAUUGCAAGAGAUUAAAUGGCCACCUUCUGAAAAAAGAAGACCUUCAAAAACUGUUGAACGCCUAUUUUAAGAUAAAUAUAUACUUUUGGAUUGGUAGAAGAAAUCGUUUCAAAGUUGAACCGAAAGCCAAUUGGACUUGGUAUAAAAGUAAUGUGGUAUUUAGUGACUGGUUGAAAUGGGAAAUACGCGUACAAACAAUUGGAUGUGGUGGUUGCGGUUAUUGGAGUAGAAAGAGGAUCUUCCUGAAUGCAGAUUGUACCAAGUAUCGCUCAGCUAUCUGCGUAUUUGAAUUGUUAGACCGUAAGUCACAUUGCAAUAAAUUGCAUUUUGCAAUAUUGUACAUUAAAGGGAGUUUAGUUAAGUACAGCACAACACAGCACAGCAUAUCGCAGAACAGCACAACGCAACACAACACAACACAACACACCACAUAACAAAACAACACAACACAACACAACACAACACAGUUAGUGCAGUGCAGUUACUGAUCUCAAAGCUGGGUAGAGAAACCUUUCGGAAUUCAGGGAAUUAAUUUUGAAGCCAGAAUAUUUAUAAUAUGGAGAGAUUUUUAAAUCUAUCACAUUCCUUACGAAUCAAAUUGUUACGUGUUUCAAUUGGUUAUACUAUCAAAUAAUAUCUUCUUCUGCGCAUGAAAGAUAUCGCUUCCCACACUUCUUCUAAUGAGUUUUAGAAUGUUUUAAACCCGUCGAGACUUGUGGCGACCAUAUUGGUAAUUUGGUAUGAUCUCAUUAAGUAUUCACUGGCAAAUUUCAGAGGGACGAGAGGCCACUAAAAACUAAUUUCUCUCUAGGUAAUACUUUUUAUUCCUAUCAAUCGCCAGAAACUCUAAUAACCUCUUCCAACGUGUUAGCAAGACCAUAUGGGUAAUGGGUCACACCAAUAAGGCCCGAUUGACUUCAUUUAUGUAUAGCAGAUGUUUUAUCAGUGAGUCCUCGUUUUGACAUCAAGGCAGUAGCACAGCAGAACACUGUAGAGUACACCACAGCACAAAAGUAUAGUACGGUACUGUACUGAUUAAACAUUACAGUACAGAUUAAUUAAACAUUACAGUACAGCAAAGUACACUUCAGUAUAAUUCAGCGGGGUUCUUUACAUAACGUUAUAACAUACUCCCACCAUCACAAAAAUGUUUUCCUCCAUAACGAAAUCAUCUGCCUUUUGUGUUCUAGUACAAUUAAGUUACCAUGAGGGUGAUAAAACCAAUUUUCAAUUGUGCUUAUUCUCAUAUCCCUACUUUUCUUCUUUGUUCAGAUAAAUACUUCUCUAAUGCUACGGAACGGCGCUCUUCGUGGAUCUCUGCCAAAAACACUUGUGACACGCAAAGUAGCUUACCUCAAUUCACAGAUAGAGACGUUGAACAAGUCUUUAGAAAUUUCUCAAAGGACUUCCACAAUUUCUCCAUUUGGUUGGGUCUGCGAAAGAAUAUUUUGAGCAAAAACGAUUGCAUAUCAAUAGAAGUUGAAAACGAUACCAAACUCACCGAUUUUACAUUGGAGAGAUGUUAUUCAGUGAAUUGUUUAAAUAUAACAAAAAGAAAAAUGCAAACGCCUUGUGAUGAACUGCAUCACCCAUUAUGCGUUCAAAGAAAAUCCCAGCUCAAAGGUAUAGUUCCCAGAAGAUUUAUUUAAAGUUCUGUUAAUUCCAAAUAUAAAUUUUGCUUGUGUAAUUAAUGGGUCGUUCUAGGAGGAAAUGGAAAAGGAUGCCUCUCUCUUUAGGUAUCAACAUAUGGCUUAUAGAACAAAACAUGUUGAACCACAAUGAAAACUAUGGGGCACACUCGGAGACCACAUAUCCCCGCCAGAAAAUUACGUUAUGUAUCAAAGCAAGACCAACUUAUGCAAAUUUCUCAUCAAAUCUUUAUCCAAAUUUUAACAAAAAUGAAUCACUUUGUUCUUCGGCAAUAGUCCCACAACUUUUCGUAUUAAUUUGAUAUUUUUUAAUUUAUCGUGCUGAAGACAGAGAAACGCACACAAACGCACGCACACAUCACAACACAACACGGAUGAAAACAUACCUAUGGCCCAAAGGGUAAUGAUCCAUCAUUUUUUAUGAGAGAACAAAAACGGAGUACACUGAAGUCAAAGUACAGGAGAGAAUCACUUAUCAUUUUACUUACACGAGUUUUUAAGGCGAUGUUACGCCAACCUCGUUCCAGGACUCUGCCUCCACGGCUGAAGGUCGGUGGAAAUUGGCCCCAGGAUCGGCUGAUCAUUUCUACAAUCCCAUUGAUCUGUCCAAAACUCAUUUUAACUUGCAGUAUAAUUCAUUCAAACAACUGCAGUGCUUUAAGAUUGUUUUGUCUUCAAAUUAUACGGUUAACUUAAGAAAAUACCGAGACUAUAGUCAAGAUUUACUUACGUCAUAUACUUGCCGUGCUAUGUGCCUGUCGGACUCAUGGUUAUAAGAAUUAUGCAAGCAUACUGCUCUUAAAAUAACAUCUUUAGAUGAAUAAGUUGGCAAAUAAUUCAUUACUUCACAUUUAUUAUUCAUAAACAAACAACAAAUAUUUAAUUUCACAUAAAUUAUUGUAUCAAAACACCCAGAAAUUCUGGGUGUCAUGCAGUGAACUCAAUCUAGUUACCAUAAAAGACAUGGAGUUCACUGGUAUCAUGCGACCAGCCGAUCCCAGGGCCAUUUUCGCCGCGACUUUCAGCUGUGGAGGCAAAAUGCCCUGGGGACGAGGUUGAUGUUACGCGAUACGAUAUUGAACGACGAUUCGGAACGCAACGGGUUCCCGAACCAAUGAAUUCGUGCAAUUUCAUUUGCAUUAUGAAUCGUCUUUGAAAAUUGUCCCGUGAAACAUCGCCUUCAAGUAUAUUGACACAUGUCCGGUUCAGUCAAUUAAUGGAAUUGUAUCUAUUUAUUUAUUAUUACCUUAAGUAAUAUUUAUACUUAAUAUAAUGACUGUAAUCGUAUUUUUUCUUGUUAUUGUAAUCUUAGGCCUUUCAUACCAUACCAUACCAUACUAUACCAGGCCAUGCCAUAUACCAUACCAUAUAUCAUACCAUAUACCAUAUACCAUAUACCAUACCGUUACUCCAUACCAUAUAUCGUACCAUAUACCAUACCAUAUACCAUACCAUAUACCAUACCAUAUACCAUACCAUAUACCAUACCAUAUACCAUACCAUAUACCAUACCAUAUACCAUACCAUAUACCAUACCAUAUACCAUGCCAUAUACCAUACCAUAUACCAUACCAUAUACCAUACCAUAUACCAUACCAUAUACCAUACCAUAUACCAUACCAUAUACCAUACCAUAUACCAUACCAUAUACCAUACCAUAUACCAUACCAUAUACCAUACCAUAUACCAUACCAUAUACCAUACCAUAUACCAUGCCAUAUACCAUACCAUAUACCAUACCAUAUACCAUACCAUAUACCAUACCAUAUACCAUACCAUAUACCAUACCAUAUACCAUACCAUAUACCAUGCCAUAUACCAUACCAUAUACCAUACCAUAUACCAUACCAUAUACCAUACCAUAUACCAUACCAUAUACCAUACCAUAUACCAUACCAUAUACCAUACCAUAUACCAUACCAUAUACCAUACCAUAUACCAUACCAUAUACCAUACCAUAUACCAUACCAUACCAUAUACCAUACCAUAUACCAUACCAUAUACCAUACCAUAUACCAUACCAUAUACCAUACCAUAUACCAUACCAUAUACCAUACCAUAUACCAUACCAUAUACCAUACCAUACCAUAUAUACUAUACCAUGCAGUACAAUACAGUAGUUUGGGUUAAGAAGAACACAACUUGCGAUUGCGGCUCAGUUAUUAGGGCAGCGAGCCAACCCAAUCUACCACUCUAAUGGCGCCAUAUAUAUUUUUGUUCUUGUAGACAUAUGUACAGAACCCUGGCAAGACUGUAAGAACGUUUGUUGCCUGGUACUCAAUAAUGUGCAAGCCAGUUGGAUUGCUGCACACACAUUUUGCUUACAACAAGGUGGUCAAUUAGCCGAUGCGUAUGAGUUAAGAACCGAUGGAAUUAAUUUUACGAUGAAACCUUCUCCAAAACGUUGUUGGUUACCCAAAAGACACGUCUUCACCCCGCGGGAUCCACUGGAAGGUUGGCAUUGGAUCAAUGGUUCUCCACUCAUGGUCACCAGUAGCUGGGGGGUUGGUGAACUACGGUAUAAUGGAAAACUUGGCCGUUGUGCUGUGAUCGUCGACGAUCGUAAAUGGGAAGACGAACCUUGUUCUCACACACGUACAUACAUUUGUAAAUCAAAGAAAGCGGACCUAGACGAUAAGGUAACCGAAUAAUAAACUAGACGGCUGAAAAAAUCCCCCCCGGAAAAUAUUAUCGCUAAUGUCUCCGACGGUGAUUAAGUGCGACAAUUAGCAUAAAUUAUGGCCGGUUCCAUCGCUGUGUUGCUUUUUACUAGUAGUAGCUGUUAUUUUUGUCGAUGGGCGGGUUUAAUUGGUUUCAUGAGAGGACAAUUCACCGAUCCCAAACUCAUAACGCGCGCUAGCACGCGUGAAGGUGUAUAAACUUGUAUGUAUAAACUUGUGGUGUGUGGACGAAGUUAGUGAUGGUGCAAGGUGCUAUCAAUAUACGCAUGCUAGCGAACGUUAUGAGUUUGAGCUCGGCGCAUUUUUCUCCCAUGCAGCCAGUCAAAGCCGUCCAUCGACAACCAUGGAGUCCCUGUCAUUUGGGACGGUAGCAUAAUAACCACGAUAAAUGUUGGAUGAGUGUCUAUUUAUAGGCGGCUAUUCACAUGCGUUUCGUGCCACAUCUAGCCGGACAGUGAGAGAAAUUAGUCAUUUGUCUUAUUUAUACACAGGACGAGAUAUACAAAGAGAUAGAAAAAUUUGACACCUACAUCAAAAAUUAUCUUAGAAAUGACAACGUCUCUCAGGUAAGCGAAGCGAAAACAUUCGUGUAUUUACGUGUAGUCAUAAAUGCGGGCAUUCUACGUUUGCAAAGAGAUAAAUCGCAGAGAUGAUGAAUAGUAGUGUUACAAACUUGUUGAUUUUCUAUAUUUAACACGAAUGAAACUAAUGGUAGGUAGGCGCUAGCAACUGAUAAGUUUCCAGUACGUUUGCGUCCAUAAUAAAUAAUAUAUAAGGGUCACGAAUUUAUCAGUAUCGACAGAUUCCUGAAGGGAAGCGAAUUUAUCAUUAACUUGCAUAUAUUAUCAUGUUUAUCAUUAACUUGCCUCCAUGUCGCCACCAGUCAAUCAUUUUGACCCACCUAUUUAUCAGUAUCGAUUCGUCAAUAUUGACGGAUUCCUGAAGGGAAGCGAAUUUAUCAAUCAUUUCGACCCACCCCGAAGUCAAGGUCCCUUUUCUUUAAUUUAAAUAUAAGCAAAACAUCGCACAAUAUUUAAGAUGUUGGAAGCCUAGGCUAAACAAGUUAGUAACCGAGUUGUGGUAUUUACAGACCCCCCUAUACUAUCACAUACGACACCACACCAAACGUUUUGUCACUAAUAACAAUUUGUCAUCUCUCCACACUCAGUAUUGUAUAGACCAUAGUCUUUUUCUGUGGACGCCCCGCACCCUCUCUCCCACUGACGAAAUCUUAAAGGGCAUAUGACUUGAAAAUUGACGGGGUUAAUCUUUAGUCUAAUUUGAAAAUCAUUGAAAACUCUGGGGUAACUUCUUUUACAGAUUUUUGUUUUUUUGCUUCGUUUCGGAAAUAUUUCAUUUUGUAUGAUAUGCAAAGGACCAACUUUCGACCUCAUACAGUACAUGCACAAUGAUUUACUUUAUUAAAAUGACAUAUAAUUUCGUCACUAUUGAAAUAAAUUCGCUCAAAAAGAAUGCUGAGCACGAGACUUGUCCGCAACAACACCCAUUGUAGAUUUUCUACUGAUUGUGUUUAGUCGUAUUAAAGAUAUAACUACAGCUUUUAGGGCUUCAAUCUUUAAUAAAUUAUUUAAACACGGUAGCCUGUUCAGCAGAUAAUAUUUACAGCGCUGGUUUUCAAAGGGCCGUGUAUUUACAACAAUAAUAUAAAAAGGACAAAAAGAAUAUAACCAUUUACAAUGAAUUGAUACGGAUGAAUUAAGUAAUUGCCGUUUAAACGACAAAAUUGAAAGAUUGUUAUAAUUUUCAAUAGUUUCACUUGGAAGUUCGUUCCAGGACUUAGCAGCUCUAUACGAGAAACUUCGUUUGAGAAAAUUUGUCUUAGGUUUGGGUAAGUUCAAUUUAAUUUGAUUGCUUCUUAGAUUGUAAUUGUCAUUUUGACUUACUGAAAACAAUUUUUCAAGGUAUCGAGGUAAUCGACCAGUUAGUACUUUAAAUGUCAUUAUUAACUGUCGUUGUUUUAGAAGUUCUUCCAUUGGAAGCCAAUUAAGACUAUCUAGCGUUUGCAUGGAACGAACCUCGUAUGUGCCCCUGUUAUCACACGCGCUGCUCUCUUCUGCAGUAUAAACAAUUUAUCAAUUAUCGAACAACAUCCAUCAUUCCAGAUUGUUGAACAAUAAUUGAAAUGAGGCCACACUAAGGCAUUGUAGAUUUUUAUCAGACUAUCUCUAUUGACAAACAAUUUUGCUCUUUUCAGCAGGGCGAUAUUAUUUGAAAUUGUUUUACAUUGCAUUUCAUUAUGUUUAUUCCAUUUUAGCUGGUCGUCAAGGAUCAUGCCUAGUGACUUUUUUUGAUAAACUCGCUUAAUGUUGUUUCCCCCUAAUGUUAGUACUGGGCUAUUUUCAAUUGAAACUAAGCGACGUCUUGAUCCUAUUAUCAUAAAUUCACUCUUUUUCAUAUUUAAUGAGAGCUUGUUAGCUGUCAACCACCUAUGAACAUUUUCAAUGUCUUUAUUAAGUUUGAUCUCAAUUUCAUAUGGACUAAACCCUUCACAAGAAAGGCUUGUGUCAUCAGCAAAAAGAUUUACUUUAGUUGUCUCUAAACAGUUAGGAAGAUCAUUUAUGUACAAUAGGAAUAAAAUAGGCCCAAGGUUAGAGCCCUGAGGUAUCCCGCAUUUUAUUUGUCUAACAGCUGACAUCUUGCUAUUCACAGAGCAUAUUUGGCUUCGACCAGAAACGUAUGAUUCGAACCAUUUCAGGCUAGUUCCUUUAAUACCAUAUAAUUCAAGCUUUGAUAAAAGAAUAUGAUGGUCGACAGUAUCAAAAGCUUUUUUAAGGUCUAGAAAUAAAACUCCGCUAAGUAAACCUCUGUCCAUAUUGAACAACCAUUCAUUUGUAGAACUAAGCAGUGCAGUUUCAGUAGAAUGCUGAUGACGGAAGCCAGACUGCUGUUCCACAAGAACGCCAUUCAACCUCAAGAAUGAACUUAGCUGCAGGUAUACCAGUUUUUCGAAAAGUUUAGCUACAGCUGAAAUAACAGAUAUUGGCCUAUAAUUUUCACAGUCUGCCUUAUUUCCUUCUUUAAAUAUGGGGGUCACCUUUGCUAAUUUCCAAUUAUUAGGGAAAAUUGCUCUUUGAAGGGAUACAUUGAAUAUGUUCACUAGUGGUCCUGCCACAAUGUUAGAUGCAUCUUUUAGUAACCUUAUACUAAUACCAUCAAGCCCUGGAGAUUUCUUAGUUUUAAUUUCAUUGAGUGCAUCUAUUGUUUCUUGGACUGUAAUGCUUGUAAAGUUGAAUAUACUACCAUCAAGAGGAGUCACAAAGUUCAUUGGAUCAGUGCAGUUACCUGUGAUCUUGUCAGACAACGUACUGCCAAUUGUGGAAAAAUAUUGAUUGAAGGCAUCUGCAAUUUUAUCAUCGUCAGUAAUAAGUUGGCCAUUUAUAUCUAGUUCUUUAACCUCUGAAGUUUUAGGCUUUUUGUUUAAUAAUUCGUUAAUAGUUCGCCAACUUUCUUUGCUAUUUUUAGCAUUGCUUAGUUUAUCUCUUAAGGUCUGAUGCAUAUGUAACGUAUAUAGAAGUUGGUUCUUUGCAUAUCAUACAAAAUGAAAUAUCUCAAAAACGAAGCAGGAAAACAAAAAUCUGUCAAAGAAGUUAUACUCUACAGUUUUCAAUGAUCUUUCAAAUUAGACUAAAAAAUAACACCGUCAAUUUUCGAGUCAUGUCUCCUGAAAAAAGGCCGUGCAUGUACUUACUGACAGCUGUUACCCUCAUUGAAUAUGUAUAAUUUCUUAAUUUUAAGAAACAAGAAGGAGAUAAAAAUACAGAAGAAAUUUUACCUCUCUUUACAAAUUUAGUCGUGGGACUGGUUAACAAAAGCAGCUUUAACGCGUCGUUCAGUAUCAAAACAGACGGAUUUGGUAUAUUAAUUGUUGAUUUUCCGUGAAUUUUACAUGCAAUUUGAAUUGUACAUAAAUUCUUAUGAUGAUGAUGUCAUUUGCUUUCAGAACUUGAUGUUUUCACGACCAGCGUGAAGGAUUUGGUGGAUGGUAAAAUAAACACGUCACAUCCCACUCCAAUGGUUUCCAUACGAAAAUUGUGUGAAAAUCGUCAAUCUUGUAAGUUGCAUGGUAAUGAAGACUUGGUAAUGAACUUUACUCGGUUUUUAAGUAAGUUUUGAGUUUGUAAAUUUGAUUUAAAUUAAAGAAGAAUAGGUCAUAUAACUAGUUUGCUCUUAUAAAUAAUUAAAAAAUAAAAUUAAGUUCCAAACUUCCAAUACCUAUAUUGGUGGUAAAUUAGAAUGCAGAAAAGGUAAGUUCUUAACUUUUUUGUUCAGGAUCUUGCAGUCUCGCGGUAAAAUUACGUUACGCUAAGAAAUCACGCGAUUUUGGGUAGCAAAAAUAGAGAUUGUUCUGAAUUUUUCAAAACAAAUUAUGCUUUCGGCAUGAAUUCGUAUUAAUAAAGGUAAAUAAAAGCGAUAAACUGGAGCCCUAUACCGAAGUAAACCCGUGAAAUUUUGAAGGCUAAUGGAUACUGUGUAUAUUUAACAAUUAGACAACGAGUAUAAACUUUAACAUUAAUUUACAACUAGGCUGCGAACACAAUACAAAAAUACACAAAAAAACAUGAUAAAACCAUUGAAGGUAAACAAAUAUUUUAGUUUUUGUUCGCGUAAAAUGUUUUACAAAAUUCAGUUUUAAUUUUAAAAUUUCAUUGAGUGUAUAGUUAUUUUGUCUAUUUUCUUACCCUUAAAAAUUGCCAUUCGCCAUAUUUUUGUUGCUUUUUUCGGGUGUUUUUAGUACAGAAUUGUUCAACAAGUCGUCCAAAAAUUGAAAAAAUCAUCAGACACUUCGGCAAAAGUGCAAAACGCGAAUUUUCCGCCAUUUUGAAUUUUCUAUUAGUAGGCUAUCACUAAUAGCCUACUAGUAGCGUAGCCAAUCAGAAGGCACGAUAUGUGAUAGCCUACUAGUAGGUUUAUACUAAUUUUAUUUAUUUCUAAACAUUUGUCACCGAAAAUGGCGGAAGUCAAGCAAUUAUGCCGAAUUGUGUGUUGCGUCGUUACCUGCAUGGCCCAAAUAGCUAUAUUUGUACAGCUAUAGGUGUACCAAAAAAGGUUAUCCAAACGUAGCGUGCUUUUAGGCGUUCAAUAUUGCAUGUACAGAUUUUUAAUUUUUACAUUGACACGUUUGGGAUUCUAGAUUUCGAAUGACACGUGUUUAUAUUAUUCCAAGCAUAAAUAACCCAAAAAGUGCCGAUUAAAAAUCGCUAGGGGCGAAAUACUUUCCCACCUUUGUAUACGCUAUUAAAGCGGUACAUUACAGAAUUAAUUGUUAAAAUGUCUUGCCAAAUUAUACUAUAAAACAGAAGUGGCAACAUAUAAAAAUUCAUGAUUUUUUUAUCAAAAUGGAAUUUAUUUAACAUUUUUUAACUUCCCUUUGGAGCUCGAAUUAGCGAGGUUCUACCAUAGGUUUAUGAUUACUAGGAUAAGUUUUUCAAAGCUACAUGCAGGAUUGCCCUUUUUUAUGUACCCUGUAAAAGAAAAAUAUUUAAGCAUCAUUGUUUAGAUAUAAAGUUUUAAAAUUCAGCUAUAAAUCAAGCUUCAGUUUCCAACAAUUAUCUGAUUUUUUUCGAACCGUCCUGACCGCGUAGCUCAGUUGGCAGAGCAUUGGGCUAGUAUUCCAAAGGUCGUAGGUUCGAUUCCCACCGUGGCCGGACAAAUUUUUCAAGCUCGCCCGGUGUGGAUAUACACCCAGAGUAACAUCCAGAGAGUAACAUCACAAACAUAAUUAUCUGAUUUCUUUCAGGUACGGUUAAAGGUAUUAUAAUGGAAGUGGAGAGCAUUCGAUUGAACAUCACAUCAACUGGGUGUGUGAUAGGUUACAAUGACCACUUAUUAUACUGUAAUUAAAAUGCAGUUACAUGAAAAUUGUUAUGCUGCCAAAUAGAAAGAAAGAUUAACCCAAUAAGUUGCAGGGCCUCUCAGAGAAAUUCGGGGGCCCUAAUUUUUCCGGGCCCGAAAAAUAUUUUUCCGGAUAUUUCCAAAAAGAAGGUUCAAAACAUUUUUCCGGACAAACACCAGUUAAAUUAAGGUUCGAGAACAUUUUUCCGGACAAAUGCCUGUCAAAACACGGGUAAAACACAUUUUUGUGGACCAAUAUCGGUAAAAUUAAGGUAUAAAAAUUGUUUCUCAUAACAUUAUUUUUAUAAAAAACGUCCCAAUUAUUUUUUUGGUUUAAUUACACAUUUUGUCGCUCCCUUUUUCAAAUUUUGGUCCCCCAAUAAUUGGGAGCCGAAGAAAAAUUGCCCCUUUUGCCCCCCCCCCUGAGAGGCGGCUGAUAAGUUGCAUACCUACAUUGCGCCCAGCCCCUAUUUUAAUUUAUUCUGUCUAACACCGGACGAUUUUACUCGUCAAUGGGUUAAAGUGCAACAAAACUUAAACAUGAUUUCUGUAUAGUGUAAUGGUUGGGUAUUUCUUUGAAGAAAUGUAAUAUGUAUGUAUCUUUAAUAUAAACUUGAGCAACUAUUUUACUGUCAAUGCCGGAUAUGAUGUCAUAAAAGGAAUUUUAGUGGAAAAAAACAAGCAAACUUACUGGCAAUUAUAUUCAUCUAAUCACAUCUUAUCCGGCAAGUUCUUUAUGGCAAACCAAUAAAUAAAGAAUUGUCAAGUUGCAAGCAGAAUAUCAGUUGCAAGUUAUUGCUUAAAUCAUUGUGUUUUAUAGGCAGGCAUCACGUUCCAAAGUUGCAGAUGUAAUAUCAUUAAACUACUUAGUCGAAGGGAGGGAAGUUAACGAGUUACGUGGAAAUGAAACGAUAUCUUUGAAGUUUGAUAGAAAAGAACAAUCUAUGCAACCUCAAGUAAGCUAUACACCAAAAGGAGUUUUGUAGGCGGAACUUUCAAGUGUAAAUAUUUACACAUUUUGUAUAGGUACAGUAAUAGGAUGAUUACGAGUGCAGUUUUGGUAAAACAUGCAAGAGUGAGUUUUUCAAAAAGCAUAAAAAUAGCACGAGUCUGAAAGACGACGAAACGGACGAGUGCUGUUUCAGGUCUUUGAAAAAAGAAAUCGAAUUGCGGCCCUAUUCAGCUUCACUAGAAUACUCUAUAACCAAGUGAGCUAUAGAGUCCAGUUGAUGAGAUUUAACAGUAAUUUCAUACAAUUAUUGAAGUGAUCCUAGUGUAAGGUGUUUGAUAAAUUAUAAAUACCAGGUUUUGGGCAUGCCACUGGAUAGAACUAAUCUAGAAUAUUUGCAUAUUUGAACUGUUUUAAUGAAACCACUCGACUAAUUUAGUAGCAAUAUUUAAAUAACAAUUAUUCACCAAAGGCGAGGUGAUUAUCGGGGAAUAUAAUCAUGGGCGUACGGGAAGGAAAAAAUUAGGGGGGCGGAAAGAAAUUUGCCCGACUUUUUCGGAUUGUGCCCGAGUUGUCAAGAAAAAAUUUCCGGAGAAACUUUCCAAAAUUGUUGUCGACGGGGGGAGGGGAGGAGUGAUUACGAAAAAUUCCUAUUAGAUAGCAUAUUUCCCACAAAAUUGACAGAAUUUCAAACUCGUUCCCAGGGCUUUUAAAGGGAAAAGCCCUGGGAACGAGGUUGGACAGAAUUUCCCACAAAAUUGACAGAUUUGUCCCAUUUAUUUUUAUAAUAAGCCAUAACUGAAAUAUGUAAAUGAACGCGCUCGAAAUAUUUCGAUCUUCUGCAUGGUCUUUCAUACUGUAAUUUCAUUGCUUUUUUCGUGUUAAAUUCUAAAGGUUCACUGCAUAUUUUUGGAUGGAAAUCAAUGGAGUGAAAGAGGAAUAGAAAAUGGGGUGCAUAAUGACAGAACAGCGGAAUGUAUUGCGAAUCAUUUGACAAGUUUUUCAAUGGUCGUCCUUGACGCAGAGGUAAAAACAAAAACAUAACACAAUGACUUCAGUGCAGUUUCACGACCAUGACGACCAUCAUAUUAGUGUGGCGGAUAUGUGCAUGGAUGUUUCCGAAGAGGGUUAAAAGCACCAAAUUGUGCACAGUAGCAUCUUUUUAUGAGUAGAACAACAUGCAAAAGUGGGGCCAUCGUGAAACCGGUUUUUUUAGAGAGUUACGAUGCUAUUAGCAUUAUUUGCUAUUAAAUUUUACUACAACAAAAAAUGUGAAAUUUUGAAUUCAAUCGCGACAAAUAUAACUUGCAUCAUCAGAAAGCUUGUAAAAAACUACAUAAAAGACUUUUAAGCAGUUUUUUUUAUUCUUCAAAUGGUUAUUGCUGUAAAUUAGGCACAUUAUCUCGCUAAAAGUCCCUAAUUAAUUAUUCGAUGUUUGAAAUGCGUUUUUAACAGUUUAUAAUUCGAAAACUAUUUCAGAAAUCAAAAAACUGUCUAAAUGUCUUAUAUGCAGUUUUUUAUAAGCUUUCUGAUGAUGCAAGUCAUAUUUGUUGUAAUUGAAUACAAAAUUUCACAUUUUUUGGCUAUAAUAGAAUUCAAUAGAAGAUAAUCACUAUAAUCACCCGUUUUCAGGAGUUAGCAGCAAAAUAGCGAUGGCCCCACUUCAAAUAUCUAUUAAGCAAAUAAAACUACAUCAAUUGUAAAAGUUUGAUGCUUUUAACCUCAACGGGAACUACUGAUCAAUAAUUUUACACAUAUCCGUCUCACUAUAUCAUUGUAUUGUUAUUAUACACUCACGCGCACUUAACCAAUCGGUAAUCGUUGAGAGGGUCACGUCACAUUGACAAUUUUUGUUAUAGAAUUGUUUUGGUCGAUAUAAUAAAACUCUUAUUGGAUUCAUCUUCGCCCAAUAUGGCAAAAUAUUAAGUCUCGACUUCAAUAUUAGACUCGACCUUCGGUCUCGUUUAAUAUUAAAGUCUCGACUUAAUAUUUUGCCAUAUUGGGCUGAGAAGAAUCCAAUAAGAUAUAAUAUACUAUGUCUCAGCCAUGUCUAAUGCCACUCCGAAGUAAAAGCAGAUGUCUCUGUUGACAUCAAUACUUUUCCUGCAUGAAUUCAAAGCUACACGUACAUGUUAAUAUACAAUCGAAGUGCAGUUUUAAUCGUGGCAGUGUUUCCUUUCUCACUGUCCACUGACAGUUAGAUGAAGAAACGAUGCAGAGUUUUAGCUACAUCAGUUAUAUUGGAUCAGGAUUGUCCUUAACUGCCCUGCUGUUCACUUUAUUGGUUCAUAUCUUUUUGUAGUAAGUAUAUAUAAUUUAAAUCCAAGCUCAAACUCAUUAAUAUUUCAUGAGUAAAUUAGCCAACCAUAUUACUUUAUUCUGCUCACAUUAUAAUACUGGAUACCUGAUCCAGUCCUAGGACUCAAAGGAUCAAAAUUAAUUCAGUUCCUGGAUCAAAAUUAGUUCACCUUACUUUAAGUAGUUAUUUAUUGGUAUAAGACUGAUGUCAUUCCAAAAUCCUGCAAUUCGGACUGGACUAAAUUUCAAGUCCUCGAAUUUUGACCCAGUCCUCGGCUUCGCCUCGGAUCGAAUUGCGCGGACAUGAAUUCUUGUCCAGUCCUCAUAGUCAUACUCAAUGUGGUGACUGUGCCUAAUUGCAAGCAAGAAAUGGGCAACAGCAGAAGUUUUUAUGCAACUUUCGAUAUAAAGCCUUUAGCAAUAGUGCCACUCGAUCGGCUACUAUCCCGUAAUUGAACUGUACAAUCGUCUUAGUUUCAUUUGUUUUCUAGUCGGAUUGGGAACAUUAAAUCAAAUUUAGUCGCUAUCUAAGGCCAGGGUCAAACGUCGGACUUUUCAUGCGCCGAACCUAAUGUUAAUGAGCUAAGUUCUUUGUUUCACUUCAUUUGCAUUAGGUUCGGCGCAUGAAAAGUUCGACAUUUGACCCUGGCCUUAUCUCAGACCAAUGAACUCCAAUGUUUCACGUAGCCUAUAUGUGCAUGUUGAGUUUUGAGACACAAUAUUUUGCUUUCAAUAGCUCUCUUUACAGGAAAACUUUACACAGUAAAAAGUUUGAAGCAUGAAAUAUUGUCAUUUUCUGUCACAUGCCAGACAUACUAAGUAAAUCACUGACUUGCGAUAGUAAGAAAAUGACCUCGAGCCGGAAAAGGGCGUAAUGCAGUUUAUAUACCUGGACAUUUUUCGAGAAAUUCUCAAUCAAAGUUAAGUUACGUAGCGUAAAGUUAUUUAAACUCUGAAAUGUCCAACUACAACUAUCUUUAAAAUGCAUCAUGGUAUAUGGUUUUUCCAUUCUCAUUUUUGUGUCUGUAUAAUUCUCACUCCCAAAUCCCAAUAACCCAAUUCGCAAAUCCCAUUUUCCCAGUCCAGAAUCGGUAAACCUUGUCCCGAUUUUAGUCCUUCAGGACUCCCACAAUUCCUUUUUGUUUUUGUAUGUCUCUUAAUUGAAGUAUUUAUUCUUUGUUAUUCUAGCAAUGAUCUUCAAGUGUUAUCCAGCAGUAGACAGUUAGUACAUCUAAACCUUCAAAUCGCUUUGGGAGGGACUCAGAUUGUGUUCCUAGCUGGAGGAAAACAGAGCAAAGACGAGGUCAGAAUUAGUGUUGGACUACUAAAUACUUUUAUUGUGAUUAGAAAAAAUUCUGUUUUUAAUCACAUCCAUUAGAGUACAUAUGACUCUACUUUAUAAGUAGAGCCUGACACAAACCUUAAUCUGUAUAUAGCUGGUCUCCACCUGAAAUAAAGUUUAUAUUUACAGUAUCUAGGACUCGAUCUAGGAAAUAUGUCCCGAUGCUAUUGUGGCUAUAUAAGCAUACACAAAUAAUAAGUGAACAGUUCAAUAGUUUGACAUGCAUAUGCAAUACAGAGUGUCCCAAAAAACUGCACAUUGUUUGAUUUUAUCGUAAAAACUAUAAAAGCUAUCGCAAUAAAAUAAAAUAAAAUAAAAUAAAAUAAAAUAAAAUAAAAUAAAAUAAAAUAAAAUAAAAUAAAAUAAAAUAAAAUAAAAUAAAAUAAAAUAAAAUAAAAUAAAAAUCAUAUCAUUGCAUUCUGAAAGAACUUAGAUUUUGAUAUGUAACACAUGAAUUUACAUGCAAUAUUGAGCGAGAUACAACCAAAAUAAAAAGAUUUAUUAUUUAACAAGUAUAACUACAUCGGUAAUUAUAAGGUUGUUUUAUGCUAAUUUUUGGCAUCUUCAAAAACUUCAACGUCCAGACACCAAUAGCGCAGUCAAUAUUGCAUGUACAUACUUGUACAUUCAACUCCUAUAAAUCAAAAUCUACGACAGUCCAUUCUAGGUGCAAUUAUCUUCAUUUCAUUGCAAUAACUUUUACGUUACAUUUCCGACACAGUACAAGUCACUUGGGCAAAUAUGCGCAGUCAAAACCCUGAAUUGGCUUAUAGAAUAGCCCAGCCUUAACCUUAGCUAUAUAAACACACCUUUUUACAUGAAUGCUAUAUUUUAAUUAGAACGAUUUUUUAGAUAUUUUGCAAAGUGGUGGCAAUUUUGUUGCAUUAUUUCUCCUUGGCUUCGUUUUGCUGGAUGCUGAUCGAAGCUACCAUGCUUUAUUUGAAACUUAUUUCAGUGUUUGGUGGGGAAUAUGUUCAGAUAAAAAAAUUCUGUGCAUUCGGUUGGGGUAUGUAUUCCAAACAGCUCAAAUAGUUUUUAAUAAUUCAUGAGGAGAUUAGCCAAUCAAAUUGCUUUCUGUUGGUCACGUGAUGAUACCUGUUUAGGAUCAUAAUAGGGUAGGAUCAUAGAACAAAAGAAAAUUUUUAAAAUUCUAAAUUCUCCAUCGCAGGUGAAUUGUAUACAUUCAGAUUAAAUAACCGUUUUCACAUUAGAAGACGGACAAGUCGUCUAGACGAACAAAUCGUCUUUUAUUCGGACAAAUCAUCAGAUGUGAAAACGUGGUCUCAAAUUUCAACCUGCGAACGGACGUACUCAUUACGGGCUGUAUGGCCUGCGGAGGAGGUAGGACAUUAUAUUGACGUUUCUUUGUUUGUUUAAACAGGAUUUCCACUCGCUUUUGUUAGCAUAUCUGCUGCAGUCAAGAUCGAUGGCUACGGUACUAAAGAAUGGUAAAGUUAAUUUAAAAAUUUCUAGUCGCCGUAGUUUAUUGGCAGGGGUGUGCUAAUCAUUGUGGGUUGCAGCUGAGAUCUCAGCUGAAUUACAAAGGCGCAGCCAACCUAAUCAAGUUCAAAGCUUUCCAAUGGUGCUUCUGGUAUAACCUUAUGAUUCUUGUCUAAUUAAUUAGGAAGCACAGUGAUCAGUUCAGGAACCGCGGAACAGAUAUAUGUACCAAAAUCUGGUGGAUAUUAAAAAAUUACCGGAUAAAAUCCAGCCUGUCUCCCGUGCUAUCCUAGUCCCCCCUUUUAAACAGGCUCCGCGGUCCCUGCAGUUUGGGGCUAAUUCAGACUUUGAGGCUAAUCGGAAUCCACCUUGUCAAUAUUCCUUGUGUGAGGAAAGCAGAGUAAAAACCAACGACUUUCAGUACGGCGUUGAUUGAGGCCAGAUGAGUGUGAAAAUAGUACUCAAAUUCGCCCGGAUCUGCCAUGAAACCCAUCGAAUUCCAUAUCUUUGUCUUAUAAAGCUAACCACACGGUUCUAACUAAUUUCCACUGACAUCGUGUUUCUUUCAUAAAUUAUGUUGUUAAUUUAUACUAUAUAGGUGUUGGCUGUCGUACGACAGUGGCUACUUUUGGGUGUUCUUUGCUCCUGUAAUCAUUAUUUUAUCGGUAGGUUUAAUUUUAUGGUCAGCAUUUUAUGAAGGCAUCGCCGCAUCUGAACGAAUAGCGCAAUGAAAGAGCGCUAACUUAAUUAAGUGGACCUUUCCGGUAAUUACGUCAUGACUAACACUGUUUUCAACUUUGGACCACCUUAAAUGGAAUGGGUUUUAAGUUUGUUUCUCACGGGCUAUGGUCAGAGGAACAAAACAUCCUUCUUCAACACAUGCAUAAAAAAGAAUUUUGGAUUUUGUCCAAUAAAUGUAGAAAUAAGCUUAAACACGAAAACAAGGCUGAAGGCAAGAGGGGCCGUGGCCCCUCAGCCUCGUUUUCGUGUUUAAGUUUAUUUCCACAUUUAAUAGGAAAAAUCCAAAAUUCUUUUUAAUGCAUGUGUUGCCGAAGGAUUUUCUGCUUCUCUGACCAUACGCGUGAGAAACAAACUUGAAAUCUAUUCCAUUUAAGGUGGGCUAAGUUGAAAACAGUGUGUUCUGACGUAUACGUAAUUGCCGGAAAAGUUUAUUAAAGUUAUAUUUUUGUAGUUGAAUCUUGUUACUGUCAUCGCCGUUGUUCGUGUUCUCUGUCGAGUUACAAGCAGAUGCGAAGACAACGAAAAACAGCAUAUUUAGUAAGUUGGGUAGAACUUUGUUUACAUCCCCAAAACAUCCUGGUUAAGAUUUUCCUGCUUUACUUAGAAAUAACCCUAUUUGGCUUAGCUUGAUAUUUCUGGUUAACUUAAAUUUCCUGCAUGGUUAUUUUAUCUCACUUCUAGGAAUCUCACCAUAUUUGACCAGGUUUAAUCAACCAACCUAUGUUAGGUGGAUAAAUGGCCAAGGUGGCCCUAACUGUCAAUAAUCUUAACAUUCUUAACAUUCUUCUUAACAUUCAUUUGUUGCCAUUUUCUUCAAGGUAACCCAAAUAGGCAAUCAUGAUAUGGUCCUCAAACUGGGUCAAAAUAUUUAUUUUAUCUUUUCGUUUAUGUUUUCCGUGCAGACUUGUGCACUGUGAACACAGUGAAUUUUGGGUGUAGUGAAGAAAUCAUCCAAUAGACCUUCUCGGCUUGUCCCAUUUUGAGAGAUGGUUUCUUUUCAAUUUAAUAAUAUUCGGGAACGAAUCAAUGCAUUCUCAUUGGAAUGACAAUACAACUAAAUACAAAUUGCAUGACUUUUAUAAAGGAGUUUCCAGGACUAAAAUUAAUAAAAAGCCAUGAUUUUCCGAAAUUUCCAGGGGACGUAAGAACCGUUUCAUCAAGGUGGGAUAAGUGAUGGAUAUAAAAUGGCCCUUCUUAAAUAUCAAAGGGCUAUACAGUAGCUAUGUGCAGAGACAAAGGCAUUUUCGUCGCAACCUGCAACGCAAUAGCCGUUUUUAAUGCAAUGUUAAAAAUAAGUCAAAGACAUGAAUGACUGGAUGGCAUGGAGAACAGUAUGAUUUUAAAAACAAUCGGACAAGACAAUGGAACAUUCAGAUCACCAGAUCGUGACUGGAUGACCCUUGCUGUUCUCGUGUUGAUAACUGAUAAUUUUUGAGACCUGCAUAUUCCUCUUCACAGAUACAAUAUAGCUUCAAUGUUCGUUAUCUUAUCUUUUAGCGCUGCACUGCGAGGUAUUGUUAUAUUAUUCCCUACUCUUGGCCUGUCCUGGAUAUUCAGUGUUAUCGCUGUCAAUCAUGACGCUAUGGUCUGGAAAUAUCUUUUUGCAAUAUUCAAUUCGAUACAGGUAUUGAGAGAUUCAUGCCACGUAACAAAUGAUAAUAACAUACAGUUGUAUUUUAUCUUCAUAACACGUGACAGAGCUACACUCUAAACAGACCUGGUUAAUGUAAUCGUAGGACGUCCUUGGUAAAAUAACCAGAUUUGAGACUAUGCUACAAUCUUGGGCAUAAACCUUGAGACCAUGCUAUAUAAUAAUCUUGAACAUAACCCUUGAGAUCAUUCCAAUUUCAUCUCCCCCCUCCGCCCCAGUUCAAUGUUGUAAACCACUUUUGGUAAUUUACUAUGACACAAGCUCAACAUGCAUUGACUUAAGGGGGCGGGGGCUUAAAACAUGAUUCAACAUGGAAUUUAUCAAAAGGGGUAUGCAAUUUUUGUAUAGAGAGAAAGGUAGUCUCAACCAGGUAUGUCCAAGAUUGUGGGUGAAUAACCUAGCGCCCCUUGUUAUUUAUCUACCUGGCAUAAUCUCGUGGAGUAUGUAUAGAUGUUUUAGGCCCUGCAGAAAAGGACAAAAAUAUAAUCCAAUUUUAUCUCUCUUAUUAAUUUAGGGAUUUCUAAUUUUUCUGAUUUAUGGAGUUUGCAAUGGAGAGGUAUAUUAGGUGAAAAUGCUAAACUUGUUAUCAAAACUCGCCCCACCAUUUCACAAGUUUCUUGUUAGUAUAGAUCAGAACAGCAUUGAAACGUCGACUGGGAAGAGACAUAAAUCCUUUUUCAUCAACCACAUAAAACUAGGUAAGGUCUAGUUAUCACUUAUACAUCACAGAUGUCAAUCAAGAUAUGCACUGAAAACUCAGCAAACUUCAGAGCGUUUAUAAUGAGCUACGAUUUUCCGUUGAGACGGCGUCACCGUACGCAAACGUUUGAACUUUCGGCUAUUAAUAUUUCAAUUAACAGUACGGUUGAGUGACUCGAUGAGGAGAUGCUAUUAGCCAUUUCCCAAAGUCCUGAGUCUAGUCGCGCGAAUCCCAUGUUGGAGGGACAAGAAAUAUGGCAGCAGACAUUUAAAUUAAAUGUUUAUUGUAAAAAGGAGAAUAUUUCAUUUUCGGUCGUCUAAACAGUUGAUAUUUGAUAGUAGACACUUCUACUCUUUCACAUAUUUGACGCCUGUCGCCAUAUAUUUUGUCCCUCCAAACGAUCCCAGAAUAUACUGUGAUCUCUUUUGGGAAAAGGCUAAUUGGAGGUUGCUUUACUAUGCCAACAUUUCAUACAGUCUUCAUCCUGCACAAGUAUCCAAAAACAUGGACAAAAAACAGAACAAAUAUGCAUUGGCCGAGUUUUUUCGAAAGUCUCUACGUUUUUUCGAAAAUAUUACUCGUAAUUCACUUUUAAUUACCGAAAUUGCAUUUAUUACAUAAUUUAUUACAAAAGUUCAUAAAUAUCGAAUGUUGUAUUAUCAUCAAUCCAUCAACAUCAAUUCACUAAUAUUAAUCACCACCAAGUAUACAUGGGUUGUUUACCAUUUACAUGUAAAACCCAUCCGGUUUGAAAUUGUGCUAAUGGUAAGCAAAAUUUCGGAUAGAAAAUCCCAUUCGGAUUAUUCGCUUUCCAUUUAAUAAUUUCAAUUGUUAAAUCGCGAAGAGCCUGGAACUGGUGAAAAAAAUUUAAAAAGUGUAAAUGGAACAACAUUUACCGGUUGAAACUUUCCAAUCGGUAAGAGAGGACAACCUUUUCAAACAAACCGUUUAUUCCGGAAAAGUUCCGGUUGGGCCGUCGAAAUAUGCUUGUUCCAUUUACUUUCCAUAUGGAAUCACCGGAAUUUCCAUGUAAAUGGUAAACAACCAUGGUGUGCACACCACGUAAUUUAUGCAGUUACCAUCAAACAAUUAUCUAUUGUUCAAAUAAUUAAUUGUAAAAAGCAUAACUUUAUAACACAAUAAAAUGUAAGUAAUCAGUUGUCCAGUCACUCAUUGAUUUGACUGACAUAUUUGUGACAUUACGCAAAUUAAAGGGUGCACGCAUUAUAGGAAAAAUAAUUAAGGGAAGAUGCAUUCAGCAUUCAUUCUCAGCUUUUACCUUCUUUUCUAUCUAAUUAUUGACGAAGUUAUGAAUAUUUGACUAUAAGGAACUAUGUGUCAAAACUGAAAAUCACAUGACUAAUGUUCCGCUUACGUAAGAAAGAACUAGUUAUAUAUAGCAUUGUUUUCACUAAAAUUCCUAUCAUGUAUUUAACAAACCACAAAGUUCUCCAUUUAACUCAGAUUUAAAUAAGUCAUCAGGCAAGCCAGCGUUUAGUAACAUUUCUUUAACAUCCUUUCGCACACUAUAGAAUAUGAGCUUUAUUUCACGAUCCCUGCAUUCGAAAUAUAACUGGACCAAUCCUUCUGUCACGGUAAAAUCACAUUCAAACAUCGUGGAACAAUCGAAAAUGACAACAGUAGGUCCAUUAUCAACUAACGCUUUCUCCCUUACUUUAGAAGUAAGAUAAUCAACACCAACGUAAGUUAAACCACCAAGUAAUUUAAAAUGACAUCGACCAUUAAUCUCCCCUUGGAUUUCGACUUCUGGAACAAGACGGCGAUACAAGAAUACAACCAUAGCCACCACGACACCACAUAAUAUACCGACAUCCAAUUGGUAGAAGCAGGCAAAAAAUGUCACAAAGAAUGUUACAAGGUCUAUCCUGCUAGUUCGCCAAAUUCGUUUCACUAUCCGGAAAUCGACCAUUCGUAGGAUUGCCAUGAUAAUUAUUGACGACAAGGAUGCUUUGGGGAUAUAUUUGAAGAAUGGUGUUAAUACACUCAGAGCUAAUAAAACAACACAACCAGUGAAUACGCCUAAAGGAAAAUAAAAUAUACAGGUUACCUCUAAGAACACUCUCAUCCCCUAGGUACGAGGCUGACAAUAGCGGUUAUAUUUAUACCCAUAUCUACGACUUUUUCCACAAGCACAAUGAUUAUUAUAGACUAAAAUAUAGUGAAUAUAAUAACCAAAUAAGUUAAAAUAAGAAAAAUAACUGAACUUUUUCAAAGUUCAUUUCGAUUCUUUUAAAUGAUGUGUUGGACAAGAGAGUAAAGAGUAAAGGCCCGUUUAGAAGUGCAAUUUUUGCUGCGAUUUUCUCCUGAUGCAUGUUAAUGAGUUGAUGAGUUACGAAUGUUCGGAGUACAUGCAUGCACCCUUAUCUGAACAUUCAUAACUUGUCCACUCGUUCACAUCCAUCAGAAUUCAGAAAAAGAAACUCCCAGCAAAAAUUGCGAGUGUAAACGAGCCAUAAGAACUUCGAUCGUCUUCGAAAUGGAUAUUAUACAUAAUGUAUUAAUGGCAAUUUUCGGAUGUUGGGAAAUACUGAGAAAAUUGGGUAAUUUUCGAAUUCAGGAUGGUCGUAUAACUAGCUAUCCUGUUUCAAGAUAUUUGUUGUGUUGGUGUAGUGUACUCGGGUG